UGAUUCUGGUCUUAUACAAUUGAGCCCAUACAGAAAACAUUAUUGACGUUCUGCGAGAUGAUCUUACGGUCAUAUAGAGCACCAGAAAAAUGUCCUAUUACAACGUUGAUGCAAUCUUGACAGAGACCCAGAAAAUCCCUUGUACGUUUCAACUCGAUGUGCCGGGACUUGGAUAUCUUGAUGGCAAUGCCGGAGGAAUGAUAAAAGCUGGCACGACCAUCGAACUACCCAUGUGGUUGGGUGUGAUGCUUGCUGUGUCAACAGGGAAUACGCCUGGUUCUUCUCAGCUAGUCACGCUGAAUUUCCCCGCGCCUCUUCAGCAACGAGUGAUCAAUGCAUUGAAAGCGGACCCGAGGACGGUUGACUUGAGGGCUCAAGCACCACACUUUUAUGCAUUAUCUGCACGUGUAAUGGAACUUUUUGAUGACCAGGCUGUACUGGACACGCUCAUCGAUACAUUCAAAGCACGAGCGCUGGAGGUUGCCGAUCAAGCACAUAACCCUCGAGGAGCCCUCGGUGAUGGUGCAGAUUUCCUGCGUGGACUAGAGGAGACCGAGAGGCAGCUUUUCAAGGCUGCACAUGAAGGGCCGAAAGCAGUGAAGGCAUGGACGCAAGACCUGAAGAAGAACACUUAA
Molecule: messenger RNA, 635 nt
Organism: Exophiala oligosperma
Lineage: Eukaryota; Fungi; Ascomycota; Eurotiomycetes; Chaetothyriales; Herpotrichiellaceae
Exons: 4
Coding region: 90-635 (181 amino acids)
Biological process (GO): mitotic DNA replication initiation
Cellular component (GO): GINS complex
Source: RefSeq, a predicted model, not a curated record